This is a messenger RNA of Mizuhopecten yessoensis (Yesso scallop), 7193 nucleotides long. RefSeq names its product calpain-2 catalytic subunit-like. Gene Ontology annotation, cellular component: cytoplasm. The record is from RefSeq and is a predicted model, not a curated record. Gene Ontology annotation, molecular function: calcium-dependent cysteine-type endopeptidase activity; calcium ion binding. Lineage: Eukaryota; Metazoa; Mollusca; Bivalvia; Pectinida; Pectinidae. The transcript has 22 exons. Gene Ontology annotation, biological process: proteolysis. The coding region runs from base 549 to 3455 and encodes 968 amino acids.
CAACCGCUUAUACGUACGUGUCGCCCGCAGCGAGGGCAAAUUGACCGGAACUCGUUCAGGAGGAGAUGAAGUAUAGACGUUCAGGUGCGUAAUUGUCUGGAGUAAUUAGACCGAGAAACCCUCACACUUACAGAGGACAUUUAGAGGUUCUACACUAAACUGGACACGGUCAGUUUGUUGCUGAUAAUUGGUGUCGGAGCUGACAUUAUUUCUUGUCGAUUUCAGUGAAUGUAAAAGUAAUAGAUAUGGAUAAGUUGCGGACAUAAAGAGCGACGUCUACCGUGUGUUGUGACGGAUCUCGGAGGAAUUUCACUAAAACGUGUAUUGUUAAGAAAAACUAUACAUAAACUGGUUAUGCUGGUUCUGUUGAGGGACAUUUUAAACACCAGGCGGUAAUCGUGGAUAUGUACGUUAAUGAUUACCGUCUAGAACUUGUCAAACCUGAAAUGGAUAUAUGUAUUGACAGCUCGCUAGUCGGAUUUCAUCAGCGUUAAUGACACUGGGCAAGUAUUUGGAAGAAUCAGAAUUCGAAAAGAAUAAAGAUCACCAUGGACCGGUCUAAUGAGUAUAAUUUACGCAUGUCCCGGAGAUCACGUGAUCGACGGCGAAACCACGAACCCAACAUGUCGGUUAAGUCCGGUACAUACCAAAUCCACUUAUCUAUACCGAAGUCGAUGCUUCCAGGAAAUAUUUCUAUCAAGGCGGCCAACAGCCGAGCACGUCCUUUGUCUCCAUUCGAACGACGACCCUUGUCGCCGCGUGCACAGCAAGCGAAGUCGCCUGUAGAGCAUGCGUACAAGCCAACAUCACCAUUUGAGAACCAUUCAGCAUCUCUGUCACAACCGGCACCACCUACACGACCUUCAAUGUUCUCCGUGUCUCUUCCAAUGGAAAAUAUUACGCCUAGGUCAGCUCAAAAUGGACAUGCUUUGACUGUCAUACCUGAUCCAAGUGAGCUGCCUCCAAGUCCGAGACAAAUUCCGAAUGGACACGUCGUGACCCCUAGGUCAAACAUAAAUGGACAUACGAUAUCGUCUAAAGUACCACCGCCAUUGGACCUGUCAUCAUUAGCCAAUCAAAGGUCACCAAACGGUGUGAAAAAGCAUUAUGAUCCAAGGUCGCCAACAGUUUCUCAAAAUUUCUACAGGGUAGGUUCAAGGUCAGCUAAGGACACUGUGAAUAGGAGUAAAUCGUUCACAGCGAAACAUUACAUACAGAAGUCUGAAAGGAAAAGUAGCAACACUUUACCACGCUCAACGUCACCAUUCAAUUUCACCUCCACCAACGGAACCUUCCCAAGGUCAAUGUCGCCUACUGCGUCCACGCCAAGGUCGCCUGUCAACGAAUCACCAAGGCCAAAAUCUCACGUUGCCAUGGUAACACCUAGUGUGUUUGACGAUUCCAUGACAGCCAGAUCAGUCCUGGAAACAUCCGUGACCAGUCAAAGCAGUUUCCGGGCCAACAUGUAUGAGACAUACAGAGACCUCUGCCGACAGAAUGACAUGAUGUUCAAGGAUCCAGAUUUUCCAGCCAUGGACGAGUCGCUUUUCCGACAAGGAAAGUCACCGGUUGGUCAGAUACAGUGGAAACGUCCCGGGCACUUGUGCAAGAAACCGAGAUUUCUUUCCAAUGACAUCACGAGCUGUAAAAUUCAGUCUGGACAACUAGGAUCUAACUGGCUUAUCGGAUGUUUCACCUGUUUGACCAGUGCGCCCUCCCUAAUGAAACAUUGCAUACCGGUAGGACAAGAGUUUGACGACAAAUAUGUUGGUAUCUUCCGCUUCCGGUUUUGGAGAUUUGGACAAUGGACAGAAAUUGUCAUUGACGAUCGGCUGCCUACAUUAAAUGGCGAGUUGCUCUACUCUCGCAGCAGUGACCCAACAGAGUUUUGGCCAGCUUUAUUUGAAAAGGCAUACGCAAAACUCCAAGGCUGCUAUGAGGUUUUCCAAGGUGGAGUAUUGGGCUGGUCCCUACAGGACAUCACUGGGGGAAUCACCAUGACAACGAAUAUACAGGACAAUCCGAAAUUCGUCCAGAAAGUUGUAGAUAUAGGACUAUCAAGAGCCUCACUGAUCGGGGCGUCAAUACAGAUUACGACCAAUGUUAAGGCACAGACGAGCCCGGCGGGGCUAGUCACUGGUCACGUGUACAACGUCACUGGUUAUGCGGAGCUUCCAAAGAAAUCAGAAACCGAGGUGCUCGUGCGUCUAAGGGACUGCUCAGGGAAGUCCAACUGGCGAGGAGCUUGGAGCGAGGGAUCAAAAGACUGGAGUGAACUCAGUGAUGAUGUCAGGGCUCAGGUCCGGAACAGGAAGAUGGAGAACGGAGAAUUUUGGAUGUCAUUUGAAGAUUUUAACCGGACAUUCACCUUGCUGGAAUCUUGUUUUCUUACACCGGAAUCAUGGAAACUGGAGCCUAAGAUCCAGUACCGAAAAUCGUGGCGGUCCACACAAGCACCAAGGCAGUGGCGCUUUGGAUUUAAUGCGGGGGGUCCACACGAUUCUCCCAUGGCGUUCAGUAACUGUCAGUUCUUCAUGGAACUUAAGAAGCCAUCAUGUGUCGUCCUGUCCAUUCUACAGAAAUACAGGAGUACCGUCAACCGCGUUCUUUCUAUCGGCUGUCUUGUUUAUAGUGUACCAAAUGCAUUGGAAACCAGGCUAGGAUACUCUGAAUUUAAUCAGCUCAAACUGUUGUUUUCGACGGGACUUCGUCAAAACCGUGAAAACGCAGGAUUCUACAUACUUCCAGCAGGACAUUACCUAGUACUUCCGGUGACAGCCAACCCGGAAAUGGAGGGGAAGUUCAUGCUAAGAAUAUUCACAGAAGGAGAUUCAUCUGUCAGAGAGUUGGACGAACAGGACAAAGCCAUUCCAUAUCAGUAUGACCGGAAGCUAGACACAACCAGUUUAUAUGCCUUCCGCCGGAAGUUCCUCUACGCCAUCAACCAGGACGAUGAGCUCGAUGCCAAAGGUCUACAGAGUAUCCUGGAACACAAGCAGAGCGAGCUACGUAACCUUUGGUGCUGUAGUCCUGGGAACGAGGAUGGUUUUAAGUUUAAGCCACUACGACUGUCUGUCGACACGUGUAAAUCCGCCGUGGCCAUCACUGAUCGGGAUUUAAAUGGCCGCCUUAACUACGACGAGUUUACCCACCUACUCCAUCUUCUCAUGCAUUGGCAGGAAAUCUAUCACAAGAUGGCGCACGGAAACGGUGACAUGGAAACGUACUCGCUGAGGAAUGCGUUGAAAAUGGCGGGUUUUACCGUCAGCAACAAGACCCUAGAGGCGUUGGUCAUCAGGUUUGCUAACAAAGGGGCAAUAACUCUGGAGUCCUACGUCAAUGCCUUGGUGAAGUUAAGCGUGGCUCAUCAACGCAGACAGAACCUGCCAAAAGACACCUCGCAGGACCAGAGUGGAUUCCUCCAGGAGCUCCUGCGAACAGCCAUAUAUUCCUAGGCAGCAUUAACCAUGUCAUACCAUGUUGUUCAUCCAGCAGUCUAGAAAUAAGCCCGAAAUGAUUGCUUGUCCAAUACCUUGCCUAACCAGUCCUGUCCAGUUCCAAACCAUCUGAGGAUUUUCUCCUGUUAAAUACUUGACAAUAGGGGAUCAUAGUCCAGUACCUGACAUAAAGAUACAACCCAUGCAGUCCAAUACCUUGCAACUAGCAAGACGUGAGUCCAGUCCAGUACUUAAAAGACUGAAUUGGAUAUUUAAAAUGAGGUCUCGAUUGGUUUAAAUUGCGAAUAAAGGAACGUCAUUUACAACGUUUACUGCAUUGCUGUAUAUAAUUAAAUUGACAUCCAUGCAAAACAUGGUCAUCUUCUGAGACCAACGUUUUUCUGCAACACCUAUUACAAUACAUUGAUUCCCCUUACGAUCCUCUGUCUGCAACGUUUUACCUUUCUCUCGGUGCGCAACGUGCAAAUUAUGUGGUCUGGAAACUGAUGAGUCAUAAAGGAUACAUUGCAAUCAAUCGGACAAAUGUACAAACAUACCAGUGUAGAGUGAAUUGAGUAUCGUAUAUGUAUGUAACGGACCUGCAUAUGCAAACUGGCUCUUUAUCAUAUGUGUGACCAUGAAUUAGAACAAACAGAUUGGGUAGCCAUGGUCUUUGUGUGUGUAUAUUGUAAGAACGAGUUGUGUGUUGUAUUAAUUUGUGUAAACUCUUAUAUAGAAAGGAAGUCUUACCGACGAGCAUGACAGGUCUUUAUUUUCAAUUCAUGUCAUAACAGGGUAAAACACUUCUUCUAAAUGAGUUUCACUUGAUAAUUGAUUCCGCAACUCUCUAAAAAUAAAUGUCCUCUGAGUGUUACAUAUCAAUAAUGCCGUCAUUCGGAAUACGGACGUGGUCAUCACUUAUCUAAGUUUAUAUAUAUAUAUGUUUUAAUGGGGAGUCUAUUUAUGACGUUUUGAGAGAAUGUUAAAUAACUGAAUCAGGUACAUAUUACGUUUGAUUUAAUAUUAUGUAAGAUAUAUGAUUGGUUUAGUAUGUCCAGAAAAUAAGAAUGGCUACAUAAAGUAUUGCAGAAAAUACGAACACUAUAGAGAGCCAAAGGUCAAAAGUAAACUAUGCUCAAAGCAAUCCCCAAGUUUUGUAUCCGAGUAUUUUUUAAUCGUACAUCCGAGAAAAAACCCAUAGAUAUAUCACGGUAAACAGUAUCCGACAAUUUUAAUAGAUUAUAUUCAACUAUUUUGAGAGCGUUAGUGUAUCCUAUUAAGCGUUAUCCUUUAUUUCCUAUAUUAUGAUAUGGGCGACCUGUCUGUACAGUUUAGCCGUGUAUACGCCGCACGUGAGUUGUCAUUACAGACAGAAUUGUGUACAACAUUACCCAGAGUAUAACGAUAUUAUUGUGGGAAAAAAGGGAUUUCUUAUAUAUAUAUACUUUUAAAGAAAUAUUACAGAAUGAUUACAGUGAUUUUAGUGGUUAUAUAUAGAUUUUAUAUUUUCAGUAAAUUAUAUAUAUAUCAACUUAUGUUUUUGUCUAUUUGGUUCCUUUACUUUUGAUAUAUCAUACAAAACAUAUCUUUAUUACAUGUUGUGAUUUACCCUUACUGAAAUAUAUUUUGUACCGUUAAAAAGUUGUUUUCUAUUUGUCUGUCUCUGUUAAUGAUUGCGAUAAAAUCAGAGAAAACCUGCUCCAUAGUGACACAGCUAUGACAGUAACGAAAUGAGUUCCCAUAGAUGGUAACACCAUUAUUGAAGACAAAACGACUGAGAUUGUAAAUAAAAUGGCAUUGUCAGUCUGUAUUGAUUAACUUUACUAAAUAACCUCUAUCAUCUAGCCAAUACGGCUUCACAAUAAUGAUUUACUGCCUGUGAAAUAUUUAACUUAAAUGUAGCAAAUUCUAAACAUGAUUUUUUGAGCUAACCUUAAACGCAUUCGUGUAAACGAAACGCGCAUAAUUACUAGUUGUUUCAUUUGCAGCCGCUUAAAAAACGUAAAAUCACUCUCAUCUUGUGUGUAUGUACAUCGUGAAAAAUGAAUCCAGUAAGAAUAUGUCUUUUAAAAGAUUUUUAUUGCAUUUAACCCAGUCAACACAUAAAACACGAUUUCACUGUCAUAUACAGCUGUGAAAAAUCGUUUACAACAGUCUGCACAGCUUAUCUAGAUACAAUUGUUAAUACUAGCUGGUAAUUUAUGUAUACAUACAUUUUCGGCAAGACCUUUUAGCUCAUGGUGCCAAAUAAAACAAUUAAGAUUUAAAAUAUUAUUUAUCUGUACUAUAUGUAUACGUUGAUUUACCUGUACAACAUGUAAGUGUAUUUACCUGUAUGUAUAUUUAGCUGUACUAGUUUAAGUAAAACAACAUGAAAUGGUCUUUAAGAAAGGUGGUGAUAGGUUUUGAUUCCACAAACAUACAGAAAAAAUCCUUCAUUCGUUUAUUUACAAAUCCAUGAUUAGCACGAAUGUCCCUCUCUUCUGCGUCGGUAAACCUGCGCUCUUUUAAAGGUGUUCAAAUUCCCUGCUUAUACUGUAAUUCAGCUAUUUUUCGCGGGACCCAUACAUUGUCAAUCUAAUUCUCUACAAAGUGUGACCGCUAAUUCAAAUUUCUAGAUCAUUUUCUUUCAGACACAUACCUACUACUUUUCUUUUCUGUAUUUCAAAAUCCCACACCUUUUUUUGUGAAGAAUAAUCACAAAAGAUUCGCGAAAAUAAAAUAAGUUACAACACGUGUUACAUGGGAAUACCGACAUUCUUAGUUUUUGGUGAGUAACAGGUUUCUACGUGUUUCAUACCAUGCACAACUGUAUUUCAACUGUACAUUAUUAUGCUUUGUCUGUAGGCGGUAAUGAAAUAACACAUACACACUGGAUGCACAAACAUGACACUGGGUAAAAAUGCAAUAAGUAAAGAUAAUGUCCACCACAAUUGUAUUAUAUAGAAAAAUAAAGAUUUAUGAGUAACAAGGAGACCCGUGUCAGUUUAAAUAUACUGCCAUUGCGAGAGAUUUAAAAAAGGCAAAGUGUUCUAAAGGAGAAAUUGGUCAAAACGGAUUGAUGAUACGUCAAAAUGCACUUUAUUGCGACUCGUUGUUUAGAGUUAUCGACCGAUACCAUACAUUGCUUGCCGCUAGAGGUCGCUCAUGUAAGCGACACAUAUAAUCACUGUAUAUAUUUAAUCAAAUCUGCAGUUUUGGUUUCAAUUGCAUAAUUUCUCAAUUUUACUUCCUUCUAGGCACUUAUAUAUUACUUAUCACGCUGCAAUAUCGGAGACAUCACGUGAAAGUGGAAACAGUAUAGGAGUUUUCAUCACUGCACACACAAACGCUUAAACAUAUAUGUGACACAAAUAUGAUCUGCGUACAUUUGUGAGUGAAGCAAUCGAGGAUGCAACUACAACACAGGGCAGGCCGAAGCAGCUUGUUUGUUCGUUUAUUGGAGUGGUUUACGUCCGCUUCACUACCGAGUUAUUCGGUCAUACAGCAGACGAUAAAAGCAGCUCAAUUUAAGCCAAGUUUGUACCGGUACAAUAAUGUUAUUUUGUUUGUGAAAAACUACCACAAAUGACACCUGUCAAAUGUUUAUUUUCUCUCCGUAUGAUGUCGCUGCGAGAGCCGGCAUCUUAUUUCCUGCGAAAAAUUUACAUUUGGAGGCAUUGAGUGACUAUCUUGUUGUGAAGAAAAGCAUCUCGGUCACUGGCACUUUGAACAUGUAGUGGACAAGAUCUUUGUACAUUUUUUUGUUUUGUUUUU